AUGAGAAAAAUCGCUAAUACCCACUUUUUGCUGCCAAGUCUCCUAAUUCCUUUAUUUUUACUAGUUAUUUUGCGGUUUAUUAUUCCGAUGCCUAGAAUAUUUUUAUCUCUUUCAGAAGUUCCUUAUCAUAAAGAUAAUCCAAGAUACGAUUAUGCAGCAAUUGACUCAGGUGGGAAAAUUCUUGAUAAAUCAUCAAUGAUCAACAACGCUAACUCCACCUUUUAAAUUGAAAGUAAUUAUAGGUAAAAUUUCAAUUUUCAGCUAAAUUAGCCACCUUUAAAUUGAAACGAAUAUUUAAUUUUUUAUAGGUAAAAAUAAUAAUUUAUAUCUAAAUAGAUUUGAUGCAUAAUUUGAUGCUGUUAAAUCAAAAAUUUACCUAUAUCUUGUUUUAUUUUAAAUGGAAAAAUCUAAAAAGAAUACUAUUUUAUUAAAAUUAGCAUUUUAAACUAUAAUUCAAGAAAAAUAUAAUUUUUUUCCACAUUAAAUAGAGAGAGCAAAAGGGAUUCUUUAUAGCGAUCAAGAUAAAUAUAUGGUUGUUCCUUGUUAUAUUCCUGAGAAAUGAAUAGAAAUCAGCUUAAAUGAAGAUAUAAAUAUAGAAGAAUUUCAAAUAAAGCAGGGAGAAAUUUAUUCAUCAUCAUUUAAAGAAAUACAGUUAUGAGGGUCAAUUGAAUAUCCUUCCCACGAAUGAAUGCUUAUCGGAAAUUUUAUACUUGAAGAAAGUAAACCUAUACAAAGAUUUAAAGUAAACCCAAAAUGAGUGAGAUUUUUGAAGGUUUAUUUUAUUGACUAUUAUGGAGACGAGUACUAUUGCUCAAUUACGCAGUUUUCAGUAUACGGCUGGCCAAGCAUAAAACCCCCUCCUCUAGAAAUAAAUUAUUUUAGCAGGUUAAAUCUCUGCCAAAAUACAUUAAUUUCUGGGUAAGAGUGAAUAUUUUUUAUAUUUGUUAUUACCAAGACUAGCAAGUUUUUGUUUUUAAAAGGGGUGUGGGAAGGGAGAGUUUUCAUGGUUGACGAUAUGGCACUAAUAUGCUGAGGACUUUUAAUGAUGAUUUUAAAGCAAAAAUUGAAGAAACACAAAAUAAUGAAAAAAUUUUUGAGCACAUUUCCCCUUAUAUGAAAACAAUUGAAAAAAUAAAGAAACUAAAGGAAAAAAAGAAUAAAAUUAUAGCAAAGAGCUAUGGAGAUGACAAUUUUUAUGAUUGGAACAGCAGUGAAGACUAUUGUAUUUAUGAUACUAAUUGGAAUUUUUCAAAUAAGAAUUUUGAUUAUAGUUUGAAUAGUUCAUUACAAAAUCCGAGCAAUUUUGGCUUAAAUUUUAUAACAAAAAAUAUGGUGGGGGUCGAAAUAAGGCUUCAAGAGCUUGAACUAUUUAAAGAAUUAUUUGCAGAGCUAGCAGAUGAAAACCAAAAUGCAUUUGAAAAAAUUGAUAAAAAUUUAGAUGUGCUAAAAAAUGAUUACGAUCAUAUCAUUUUAGAUUUGUUAUUAUCUUAUGAAUAUAAUCGACAAAUUUUAAUGAAAAAUUCUUAUCCGUGAUAUUAUCUGAUUAUAAAGCUUGGGCAGCUAUUCAAAUUAGAUAAUAUAUAUGAGGUCAAAGAUCGAGAAUAUUUUUUGAAACUAUUUCAAUUUGAAAUAGAAAAAUUACCUCUUUAAAUAGGAAAAAAAAAAUUAAUUUAAAGUGAUUAAUUUUUAUUUUGAAAAAGAUUAUUGAAAAAUUUUUAUAAAAUAAAAAUAAAUUUUAAUUUAUCUUUAUGAAGAAAUGACUCAUAAAAUUAUUCGAUUAAAGUGGGAAAUGUUUAAAUAGAUUCUGUUUUGCUCUCUCCAUUAAAUUUAUCAAAAUAUUAAUAUAGAAAUUAAAAUUUUUACCUAUAGCUAGAGCCAAAAAGGGCUAAUUUAACCAAAAAUGAAAAUUUGACGAUAUUUUGUUUAAAGGGGGUAAGGAAAACAAUCAAAAAAAUUGAAGGCAAGAAUAAAGAAAAAGAAUUGAGCUUAGGGUCAUUGAAAUUCUAUAUGAUAUUUUUUUUCAUAUUCAACAUAAUCAUCGCAGCAACAUUUUUCUGUAAAUGAUUAUCGAGUUUUAGAAACACAAAUAAAAUAAAAGUCAAGGAAUUUUAA
Blepharisma stoltei is the source of this 2112-nucleotide messenger RNA. The record is from the annotation of a GenBank genome assembly. NCBI's taxonomy places the organism in Eukaryota, Ciliophora, Heterotrichea, Heterotrichida, Blepharismidae.